AUGGCCUUUUUGCUGCGUCGAAUUUCAAAAUCUUUAAUUCUCAUACCCAUCAAUCAGGAAACCCGACUGAUCAAUACAGACUCAGCACCAAAAUAUGUUGCCAAAGCCAUCCGUGACUCAUUCAGAAGCAGUUGGAAUUGGGACACUCUGACGACCAAAUUUGAAUCUGUUAAAUUAGAUGGAGGGCUCGUCGAGAGUGUUUUGUUAGAAUUGAAGGAACCCAUUGAUGCAAAACGUGCUCUGGGUUUCUUCCACUGGGCAGCUCACAGGAAAAGCUUUGAGCAUGGAGUUUGGUCCUACUCCAUAACCAUUCAUAUUUUAGCCAGAGCCAGGUUGCUCAUGGAUGCUAGAGCUUUGCUUGAAUCAGUUCUGAAGAAAACUGCUGAAAAUGGUUCUAAAUUUUCAGUUGUGGAUUCAUUGCUUAGUAGUUAUGAGGCUUAUGCUAAGCUGAGAAUGUUUGAGACUGGUUUUGAUGUUUGUUGCUAUUUGGGGGAACAUGGGUUGCCUUUAAGUCUUAUAACUUACAACACUCUGCUUCACGUGGUUCAAAAAUCUGACCAGACUGCUCUGGUUUGGAAGAUUUAUGAGCAUAUGGUUGGAAAAAGAAAUUACCCAAAUGAAGAGACAAUCAAAAUCUUGAUUGAUGCUUUGUGCAAGGAAGGGAAGUUGAAGAAAUACGUUGACAUGUUCGACAGGAUCCAUGGGAAGAGGUGCUCUCCUUCUGUGAUUGUGAAUACUAGUCUGGUUUUUAGUAUUUUGGAGGAGGGUAGGGUUGAAGAAGGUUUGAUGUUGUUGAGGAGAAUGUUGCAGAAGAAUAUGGUUCUUGAUACAAUUGCUUACUCAUUGAUUGUUUAUGCUAAAGUUAAACAAGGAGAUGUAUGCUCAGCAUGGGAGGUGUAUGAAGAAAUGCUCAAGAGAGGUUUUCGAGCAAACUCUUUUGUCUAUACCUUGUUUAUGGGAGCACAUUGUGAGGGAGGAAGAAUUGAGGAAGCACAAAGCAUGAUGAAUGAGAUGGAAAAUAUGGAUUUGAAACCGUUUGAUGAGAGCUAUAAUCUUCUUAUUGAGGGAUGCGCUAAAGCAGGAAGAGUGGAAGCAAGCUUGAGUUACUUGAAGAAGAUGGUGGAGAAUGGGUUCAUCCCAUGUCGUUCCGCCUUCAAUGAGAUGGUUGGAAAGUUAUGUGAAACAGGGGAUGCAGAGCAAGCAAAUACAAUGUUUACCAUACUGUUAGAUAAAGGGUUCUUGCCGGACAGCAUCACAUACGCUCAUCUGAUUGACGGGUAUGGGAGAAAAGGUGAGAUUCAGGAGGUUGUGAAACUCUAUUAUGAGAUGGAAUCCAGGUUGCUUUCUCCAGGAGCACUGGUUUUUACAUCCGUGAUAAAGAGCUUCUGCCAAUGUGGGAAAGUGGAGGAAGCAGAAAGGUAUUUUGGAAUCAUGAAAGAUCGUUCAAUAGCCCCAAGUUUAUGUGUAUACGAGACAUUGAUUGCCAACCACUUUGACAAGGGCAAUGCAGAAAGGGCCCUUCACCUUAAGAAUGAAAUGGAACUUAUUGCAUCGAUUUAA
Molecule: messenger RNA, 1560 nt
Organism: Prunus armeniaca (apricot)
Lineage: Eukaryota; Viridiplantae; Streptophyta; Magnoliopsida; Rosales; Rosaceae
Source: the annotation of a GenBank genome assembly